Molecule: messenger RNA, 1305 nt
Organism: Maudiozyma saulgeensis
Lineage: Eukaryota; Fungi; Ascomycota; Saccharomycetes; Saccharomycetales; Saccharomycetaceae
Source: the annotation of a GenBank genome assembly
AUGGCUACUUUAGAAGAAUUAGAUGCACAAACAUUACCUGGCGAUGAUGAAUUGGAUCAAGAGAUUUUGAAUCUAUCUACACAUGAAUUACAAACUAGAACAAAAUUGUUAGAUAAUGAAAUUCGGAUCUUUAGAUCUGAAUUACAACGACUUUCUCAUGAAAAUAAUGUUAUGGUUGAAAAGAUAAGAGAUAAUAAAGAAAAAAUUAAAAAUAAUAAACAAUUACCUUAUUUAGUAGCUAAUGUUGUUGAAAUUAUGGAUAUGGAUGAAGUUGAUGAUACAGAAAAUAAUGAAUCUAAUACACAAGGUGGUAAUGUUAAUUUAGAUAAUACAGCUCAAGGGAAAGCUGCCGUGGUGAAAACUUCAUCAAGACAAACUGUUUUCUUACCAAUGGUUGGUUUAGUAGACCCAGAUAAAUUAAAACCAAAUGAUUUAGUUGGUGUAAACAAAGAUUCUUAUUUAAUUUUAGAUACAUUACCUUCUGAAUUUGAUUCUCGUGUGAAAGCGAUGGAAGUUGAUGAAAAACCAACUGAAACAUAUUCUGAUGUUGGUGGGUUAGAUAAACAAAUAGAAGAAUUGGUCGAAGCAAUUGUUUUACCAAUGCAGCGUGCUGAUAAAUUCAAAGAUCUUGGUAUUAGAGCUCCAAAAGGUGCAUUAAUGUAUGGUCCACCAGGUACUGGUAAAACAUUAUUAGCUCGUGCUUGUGCAGCUCAAACUAAUGCUACAUUUUUAAAAUUAGCUGCUCCUCAAUUAGUUCAAAUGUUUAUCGGUGAAGGUGCUAAAUUAGUUCGUGAUGCAUUUGCAUUAGCUAAAGAAAAAGCUCCAACGAUUAUUUUUAUUGAUGAAUUGGAUGCUAUAGGUACAAAAAGAUUUGAUUCUGAAAAAUCUGGUGAUAGAGAAGUACAAAGAACAAUGUUAGAAUUAUUGAAUCAAUUAGAUGGUUUCAGUUCAGAUGAUCGUGUUAAAGUAUUAGCUGCUACAAAUAGAGUUGAUGUCUUAGAUCCUGCUUUAUUAAGAUCUGGUAGAUUAGAUAGAAAGAUAGAGUUCCCAUUACCAACUGAAGAUUCCAGAGCUCAAAUUCUUCAAAUCCAUUCUAGAAAGAUGACCACUGAUGAUGAUAUUAACUGGCAAGAACUUGCAAGAUCCACAGAUGAAUUCAAUGGUGCUCAGUUGAAGGCAGUCACCGUUGAAGCCGGUAUGAUUGCGUUAAGGAAUGGUCAAUCAUCUGUUAAGCAUGAAGAUUUUGUAGAAGCCAUUGGUGAAGUCCAAGCAAGAAAGUCGAAGUCUGUGUCAUUCUACGCAUAA